UUAAUCACCACUUUGGUUUUUAAUUUUUUAAUAAAGAAACCAAAAACUACUGAAAAUUUUGAGAAAAAAAAAAGUUUUAGUUUCGGUUAUAAAAUUUUGUAAAUUAGUAAUUUUCUCCUUCACUGAUGUUCGCUAAAUGAGGCUGCAGUGAUGGGCACUGAUAGGCUGCACUGGCGGCACUGACAGUUGGCACUGAAAGGCAGCUCAGAUGGGCACUGAUAUGUGGCAUUGAUGGACACUGACAGG
Molecule: messenger RNA, 246 nt
Organism: Staurois parvus
Lineage: Eukaryota; Metazoa; Chordata; Amphibia; Anura; Ranidae
Source: the annotation of a GenBank genome assembly